This is a messenger RNA of Vitis riparia (riverbank grape), 1589 nucleotides long. Its product is annotated as putative lipid phosphate phosphatase 3, chloroplastic. Gene Ontology annotation, molecular function: phosphatidate phosphatase activity. The record is from RefSeq and is a predicted model, not a curated record. Bases 193 to 1293 code for a protein of 366 amino acids. NCBI's taxonomy places the organism in Eukaryota, Viridiplantae, Streptophyta, Magnoliopsida, Vitales, Vitaceae. Gene Ontology annotation, biological process: phospholipid metabolic process. The transcript is spliced from 9 exons.
AUUUCUCUUGUGGAUAAGAUUCCUUGUGUUGUCCACAUAAGAUCACUAUUUUUUUUUUUUUUGGUGUGUGUACUGUGUGUGCGGAAACUUCUUAUACGGUUUAAGCAUUUAUUUGGAUACAUACAUGUAUAUUUGAUACCAAGAAAUUCUGAUAUCCUUUUGUGGAGUGUCAUUCUUUCGCUGGGUUAAUCAAUGUAUUGGUACAGUAUGCAAUCUGUUCCCCUUUUAAAGAAUCUCAGGAGUAGCUUUCAGGAUUUAACAAGACACAGCCUGGAGGUUUCUGGAGUUACUGGUGAUUGUUGCUCAUCUCUCAACCUUCCAUUAUUAAAACAGAACAAAGAGCAGAGCAGAAUGAGGCAGGUCCAGCUUGCGUCGCAUACUGUAAGGUCCCAUGGAUACACAGUUGCAAGGACACACAUGCAUGACUGGCUGAUACUGAUUCUUCUUCUAGUCAUGGUGAUUGUUCUGAAUGCCAUCCACCCAUUUUAUCGCUUUGUUGGAAAAGAUAUGAUGGUCGAUCUUAAAUAUCCUUUUAAGAAUAACACCGUGCCAAUUUGGGCUGUUCCGUUGUAUUCAGUUCUGUUGCCUAUAACCAUUUUUCUCAUCAUCUAUUUUCGUAGGAGAGAUGUCUAUGAUCUUCAUCAUGCCAUCCUAGGCCUGUUAUUCGCUGUUCUGGUAACAGUGGUUAUUACUGAUGCAAUAAAAAAUGCAGUUGGUCGACCUCGACCCGACUUCUUUUGGCGUUGUUUUCCUGAUGGGAAGGAUGUUUAUGAUCGGUGGGGAAAUGUUAUAUGUCAUGGUGAGAAGGAUACCAUAAAGGAUGGGCAUAAGAGUUUCCCAAGUGGGCAUACUGCAUGGUCUUUCUCUGGCCUGGGGUUUCUAUCAUUGUACUUAUCUGGAAAAAUACGAGCAUUUGACAAUAGAGGCCAUGUUGCAAAACUUUGCAUUGUGUUUCUUCCCCUACUUGUUGCAACUCUUGUUGGCAUUUCUCGAGUGGAUGACUAUAGGCACCACUGGCAGGAUGUUUUUGCUGGAGGUCUGCUAGGACUGGUUGUGGCUACAUUUUUCUAUUUGCAUUUUUUCCCACCCCCAUAUCAUGCUGAAGGUUGGGGACCUUAUGCUUAUUUCCGGACCUUGGAGGAGUCGCGUGCACAAACACAAGCAGCUAAUGCUGUGAAUGUGCAGGAUGUGGAGGCUGAGGUUGAGAACCAACAGGAUGAAAGAAACAGAAAUACAUUUAUUGGGUUAUCUUUGGCACAUGAUUCUAGUUCGAGACAAGAAGAAAAUGGGUAGGAGGUCAUCUUGUUUAUUUAUUUAUUUGAAGCUCUACAGUGUACUGCAACUACAUGAGGCAUAUAUAUAUAUAUAUAUAUAUAUAUGUCCAUGCAUACGCUAAUUUUGUCUGGCUGCACCUUCUCAAAGCUGAGGUUCCAUACUUCAGUUACUUCGUAGUUUAGAUGUACAGAGAUAUGAUGCAUCCUUGAAAAAAUGACUAGUUGAGAACUGGGAUGCCUUUUCCUAAGCAGCGUUGCGAAUGUAUAUUGUGAUCAAACUACUAAUAAAGGCUGAUAAAUUCUUCCCCUUCAAAA